AUGCUGGGCUGGAGGACGCCCGAGGACCGCUCGGACCCCGACGCCUGCACCAUCAGCAAGGACCACGGGUACACCAUCUACUCCACCUUCGGCGCCUUCUACAUCCCGCUUUUCCUCAUGCUGGUGCUCUACGGCCGCAUCUUCAAGGCGGCCCGUUUCAGGAUCCGCAAGACCGUCAAGAAAGCGGAGAAGAAGAAAAUCGCCGACACCUGCCUCACCCUCUCACCAGCCGCCCUGCAGAAGAAAAGCAACGGGGAGCCUGGCAAGGGCUGGCGGCGGACUGUGGAGCCCAACGCCGGUGCCUGUGUCAACGGUGCGGUGCGGCAAGGCGAGGACGGGGCCGCCCUGGAGAUCAUCGAGAUCCAGCGCUGCAACAGCUCCUCCAAGACUCACCUGCCGCUGCCCAGCGAGGCGUGCGGCUCCCCGCCGCCCCCCUCCUUCGAGAGGCGCAACGAGAAGAACACGGAGGCCAAGCGGAGGAUGGCUCUGUCCCGGGAGAGGAAGACUGUCAAGACCCUGGGCAUCAUUAUGGGCACCUUCAUCCUCUGCUGGCUGCCGUUCUUCAUCGUGGCGCUGGUCCUGCCCUUUUGUGACAGUAAGUGCUACAUGCCCAAGUGGCUGGGAGCAGUCAUCAACUGGCUGGGCUACUCCAACUCCCUCCUCAACCCCAUCAUCUAUGCCUAUUUUAACAAAGACUUCCAAAGUGCUUUUAAGAAAAUUAUCAAGUGCAAAUUUUGCAGGCAGUGAAGCCCGCCGCUCCGGGA
This is a messenger RNA of Nipponia nippon (crested ibis), 764 nucleotides long. RefSeq names its product 5-hydroxytryptamine receptor 1A (gene HTR1A). Gene Ontology annotation, biological process: positive regulation of MAPK cascade; regulation of hormone secretion; regulation of vasoconstriction. The record is from RefSeq and is a predicted model, not a curated record. Lineage: Eukaryota; Metazoa; Chordata; Aves; Pelecaniformes; Threskiornithidae. Gene Ontology annotation, cellular component: plasma membrane. Gene Ontology annotation, molecular function: G protein-coupled serotonin receptor activity.